Molecule: messenger RNA, 1118 nt
Organism: Saccostrea cuccullata (small rock oyster)
Lineage: Eukaryota; Metazoa; Mollusca; Bivalvia; Ostreida; Ostreidae
Product: methylmalonyl-CoA epimerase, mitochondrial-like
Exons: 6
Coding region: 9-518 (169 amino acids)
Biological process (GO): L-methylmalonyl-CoA metabolic process
Cellular component (GO): mitochondrion
Molecular function (GO): methylmalonyl-CoA epimerase activity
Source: RefSeq, a predicted model, not a curated record
GAAAAAAAAUGGCCCAACUGUCAUCACGAAUGCUGCAACAAUUUUCAAGAAUUGUGACACGAGGGUCAGCAUUCAAAGCAUUUCACACGCACCAGAAUUUAGCAGCUGGGAAAUGGAACAUUGGCAAGAUCAAUCAUGUGGCAAUAGCAACUCCUGAUAUUGAAAAGGCAGCUUCAAUGUUUAGAGAUGUUCUGGGAGCCAAAGUCAGCGAGAAGCAUCCUCAGCCAGACCAUGGAGUAUAUACAGUAUUUGUUGAGCUAGGAGAAACAAAGAUUGAGCUCUUAAAUCCAUUAGGAGAUAAAAGUCCAAUUCAGAACUUCCUGGACAAAAACAAAAGUGGUGGUAUGCACCAUAUUUGCAUUGAGGUUGAUAAUAUAAAUGAAGCAAUGAAGGAUCUAAAAUCUAAGGGUAUUCGACUUUUAAGUGCAGAGGCCAAGAUAGGAGCCCAUGGUAAACCUGUGGUUUUUCUGCAUCCUAAAGACUGCAAUGGUGUUUUAGUGGAACUAGAACAAGUGUGAAGCUAUAAUGCUUUUGGUGUACAUGAAGUAAUUGUUUUAAUGAUUUGAGUUGACAGAACAGCUUGUGUAUUUGAAAUAUAAGGUUUGCUUCCAGAUAAAUGUUUACAGUGCUGUGUGACUUUGGUACAUAUGUACAUGUAUAUGUCAUUUGCUGUAUAAUCCUGUGGCUAAAUAAUUUUUACAUUUAUAUAUAACAUAGUAAAUACAUAUGUUGUUUUACAUUUGCUGUAAUAAUGAACAUGCACUUGUGGUAUUAAAUAUGCAAUGCAGUAGGAAUUUCAAAUUAAAGAAUAAUUAAUACUUGUAUACCACAAACCGCAAUUUCAAUUUUUCAGGUAUGAUUCUCCAAAAGGGAUACAGAGCAAAUUUUAUUUAGAGCAAUUAUGAAAUUAUGAUUAUAAUAUUCAUAUGUUAUUGAGAUUAGAUUUGGUGUACAUGUAUUGCCGCAUUGAUACUGUAAGUAUCAAGUGAAAAAUGUGUAACAGUGUUAUAUGAACUUUCUUUAUAAUUUGUCAUAUAGUCUAGGGACAACCAGGUUUGUAUUAUGCAUAAUUUAUCUCUGAAUUCACAAUUUUGACAAAUAAAUAGUGCUUUGUUGUA